Molecule: messenger RNA, 1299 nt
Organism: Glycine soja
Lineage: Eukaryota; Viridiplantae; Streptophyta; Magnoliopsida; Fabales; Fabaceae
Source: the annotation of a RefSeq genome assembly
AUGGAAAAAUGGUGGUUUAAUUCUAUGUUGUUUAAUAGGAAGUUAGAAUACAGGUGUGAAUUAAGUAAAUCAAUGGAUAGUCUUGGUCCUAUUGAAAAUACCAGUCUAAGGGAAGACCCUAAAAUUUUAACCGAUAUAGAAAAAAAAAUUCACAGGGAUUUGGAUUAUUUAGAAAUGGAAGGUUUUUUUUCUAGCGAUCUGAAUACUGUUUCUAAGAAUGAUGAUGAUCAUUACAUGUAUGAGACUCAAUUUAGUUUUAACAAUAAUAUUACUAGUUUCAUUGAUAGUUGCAUUGAGAGUUUCAAUUUAGGUGAUAUUGACAAAUACAAUGAUAUUUAUUUUUAUAGUUACAUUUUUUUGAAGGGCAGAAAUUGUAGUGAAAGCGAUAAUUCUAGUACUAGUAUAAUAACUAGUACGAAUGAUACAAAUGAUAGUGAUUCCACUAUAGGAGAAAGUUCUAAUAAUCUCGAUGAAAGUCAAAAAUAUAAGCAUUUGUGGCUUGAAUGCGAAAAUUGUUAUGGAUUAAAUUAUAAAAAAUUUUUUAAAUCAAAAAUGAAUAUUUGUGAAUACUGUGGAUAUCAUUUGAAAAUGGGCAGUUCAGAUAGAAUCGAACUUUCGAUUGAUUCGGGUACUUGGAAUCCUAUGGAUGAAGACAUGGUUUCUCUGGAUCCUAUUGAAUUUCAUUCCGAAGAGGAACCUUAUAAAGAUCGUAUUGAUUCUUAUCAAAGAAAAACGGGAUUAACUGAGGCUGUUCAAACAGGUACUGGUCAACUAAAUGGUAUUCCUGUAGCUAUUGGAAUUAUGGAUUUUCAGUUUAUGGGGGGCAGUAUGGGAUCCGCAGUAGGUGAGAAAAUCACCCGUUUGGUAGAAUAUGCUACUAAUCAACUUUUACCUCUUAUUCUGGUAUGUGCGUCCGGAGGAGCGCGUAUGCAAGAAGGAAGUUUGAGCUUGAUCCAAAUGGCUAAAAUCUCUUCUGCUUUAUAUGAUUAUCAAAAAAAUAAAAAGUUAUUCUAUGUAUCCAUACUUACAUCUCCCACUACUGGGGGGGUAACUGCUAGUUUUGGCAUGUUGGGGGAUAUCAUUAUUGCCGAACCAAAUGCUUAUAUUGCAUUUGCUGGUAAAAGAGUAAUUGAACAAACAUUGAAUAAGGCAGUACCUGAAGGUUCACAAGCAGCUGAAUAUUUAUUCCAUAAGGGCUUAUUUGAUUCAAUCGUACCGCGUAAUCUUUUAAAGGGCGUUCUGAGUGAGUUAUUUCAAUUCCAUAAUUUCUUUUCUUUGACUAAAAAUGAUAAGGCAUAG